Cladophialophora carrionii CBS 160.54 is the source of this 216-nucleotide messenger RNA. RefSeq lists its product as uncharacterized. NCBI's taxonomy places the organism in Eukaryota, Fungi, Ascomycota, Eurotiomycetes, Chaetothyriales, Herpotrichiellaceae. The transcript has a single exon. The record is from RefSeq and is a predicted model, not a curated record. The annotation marks the transcript as partial.
GGUGGACGGCCUUCCUACCUCCUGGCCUCGGUCAAUCGUCGCCGUCACGAUUCCCGGUGUCGGUGUCGAGACCUACGCCCUACCAUACGUCCAAGGAGACAGUCUGACUCGAAGCUUGUGCCUGGCGGGUGCGGCUUUCACACUGGUCCAUUUCGCCCUUGCUGCGACGAUUGCACAAGUCAUCAAGAAUUCAUGCGACAAAGAGGUCGAGAAACA